Pocillopora meandrina is the source of this 6834-nucleotide messenger RNA. The record is from the annotation of a GenBank genome assembly. Lineage: Eukaryota; Metazoa; Cnidaria; Anthozoa; Scleractinia; Pocilloporidae.
GGUUUUCUCAGAGAAGAUCGAGGAGAAUUUGAAGAAAUUUUAGACACUGUCAUUAACAAGACAUCGAGUUUGAGCAAUAUCUCACUGGUGUUAAAUAAGUACAACAUUUCAAAAAACACGAACCUUUUCAGUCAAGGUAAAUUAUCAAAGUAGAUGAUUACACGUUUGUCAGGCACAACUGUUUCGUCAGAGUUUAAAUGCUACGGUGUUCACCCUGGUAAAGCAACAUCUUUAAUUUUGAAUCAUUUACCAGGGUAAUAAACAAAGCAUCUCAAGACAUGACUCAUCUCUUUGUAGUGAAAAUUGAAUUUUUAUGCUUCAAAGGGGAAGUUGUUGUUCCACUGAUAUUUUAAUUUGCCGAGUCAAUUCCCUGGAAAUGGCAAUAAUGUGAGUGGAGGUGAUUAUUCUACUGAGGCGUGAACUAACUGAUAGCCAGGUGCUGGGCAAGUCAUCGAUUUGUUUUAAAGAGGAAAGGAAUAAAAUAAAUAAACCACCUGAUAACCACCUCAUUGCGACAAACAUAACGCUCUAUAUUCUGCUGUCAGUAAUAAUCCCGAAUCGUUGAUGAUUAGUUUUCUUUCAUCACAGCUUCAGCGUUUGUUCAAGAUAAUGUGAUUGCACUUAUUGAUGAAAGUGACAGCCACUCACGCGCAUGCGCAUUGUCCACAGUGACGAACAUUCCUCUUGUCCGUCUCCAUGACAAUAAAGGACCCUUUGAGCAAUGUGAAAAAGCGAUUCAGAUGUCAGCAGGAUACAAAGACUACGCGCAUGCCACACUCGAUCUACUAACUGCAUUUGGAUGGGGAAGCGUGGUGCUUGUGUUUGAUGGUAAUUUUCCUCUAGUAUCUGAUAUUCAAAUCAUUUUAAAAUAAUGUAGAUAUGAAUUGUCAUUUUGGAUGUCCUUCCAUGAUGUUUAGAGAGUUUUCUUUCUGAACAGUUGCUAUCAUAUAUUUUUUUUCAGACGACAGCUUUCACGAGGCGGGGUACUUUCGCACGCUGUCAAGAAGAUUUAAGCUGGUGGUGGGUCUGGUCAAAUUUUUCCAACUGGGCGAAAAUGGAGAUUCAAGGACAGGAGUACUAAGAACGAUGGACGAAAUAAGAUUCUAUGAAGCUGAAGUUAUUCUGCUUUACGUUAACAAGGAAAAUAUGGAGUUCAUGUUAAAUCAGGUAUCGAAAUGAGUCGACUGAGUAAGAGUUAUUCAUCAUAGAUGUACACCGCAUUUAAUUGAAAUAAAAUGGGGGAGCUAACACCAUACUGAUUUAAGGUGAUUCCUCCUAAAAAAACGUUAUCAAAGAAUUUCUUUAAAACUUUCCUUAAAUGUUUCCCACCAAUAACUGUUUCGAAAAAUAGAAUAAAAAAGAUAGAUCGCAGUACUUUUUUAAGAGAUAUGAUGGGCAAAACUUACCCCAUUUAUGCCUGUAGUGGCAUUAAUCACGCGCGUCAUUUCACCGGUUCACUCUACAUUUUUCGACAGCUAUUAGCAAGGCUUUCUACAAUAACACUUGAAAAAAAAUUGAUAAGUGGUAAUUCUCGAACGUAUACAACAAUUUCCUAUAAAUUUUGUGGAAAGAUCCCGCAAUUUUAAACGACAUCGACUCCAAACGUGCCUCGAGUCGUUGCUUUCAGGGUUGUAAUUUGCAACUUCGAGUAACGGGCUUCGUGCACGCUUGUAGCUAUCUCUUAUUUUCCCUUAGAUUAAUUUUUUUCUUUUAAUUUGUGUACCAAAAUAAUGCAGUGAAAAAUACAAGUCACCGUGCUCGUUCAAGAGCUUAAAACCAUCUUACCUCUUUACCUGCGCUAUUGAUCGAAAAAUAAUACUAUAUUCUCGGGAUGCGCGCUUAUUCGUAACGUGAUUUUUUAUGCGCAGCACAGGGUGCGCAGUUCAAUUACUACUCAAUUCAUGUUUCGCUAAAAUGAUAUAUCACUAUCUUCAGUUCUCGCUAAACAAUUUUAAAUGCUACAAUUACCUUUAUAAUUAUCACGGAAUUCAUGCCAAAGAUUUUUGCUUUCAUUUUCUAUGUCAGACGCCGUGCCCACAUAAAGAUGGAAUUAUUUAUAAAUGGAUUAUACAAAGAGAGGUCAGUCACUGUGCUCUUUUGGAAUGCGUUUAUUAAUAUGCCUCUUUUUUUAAACCAGUUUGUACUUCAUUUUUACGAAACCGUUAUCAUUGUAAGCAUUUCUGUUUCGCUCCAUGAUAGUGGUAAGUUAGUUAAUGGAACUAAUUAAUUUUUGAAUUUCUUUUCUUAAGGUUCCAUUGAAUUUAACUUCCCACCAGUCCAAUAUUGUCAUAGCAGUGAAGUUAUCAUACGUUCCGACCCCAGCAUCAGAGGAAUUAGAAAACCUACUACACAUCCAUAGUGAUACUAACAAGGUCUGCUCAAAGGGUGUUGUUUGCUAAGCUUUAUUGAAUGGGCUGAUUCCUACAUCAAGGAAAUUUAUACAGUGUCAUUAAAUAAAAGUCCAAACUAAUUGAUUCUUUAGGAUCUCCUUGCUGUUGCCUAUGAUGCAGUCCAAGUUAUAAACCAGGCAGUCAAUGAUCAAACUUGUUUGUCAAUCAACGGGUCCUCAGUGCAUCCAGAAGAUAGAGCAGCCGUGUUACUUUGCAUGAGAGGGGUGAGCAAUUAUAUGUUGGAGCAACGCUUGUGUUACUCACGUAAACAUAACCUUCAUCCUCGAUUCGCUUACAUUUCUUCCGGUUCUUCACUGGGUCAAUUGUCGAAGAGAAAUGAAAUACUGUAACAUUACCACACAAACGAAAUCAAAGUCCGUGCCAUUCGCCUAAGAGUGGUUUUAGACGGAAAAAUAUGUUGAAGCUGAAGCGAAAUCUCAACUUGUGCGGUCUCAAUAAAAUUAAGUAGAUAUUUCUAAAAUUGAUGUAUAUUCUGCUUGUGUCACCGUAACACAAAAAGUGAAAAAAAAAAAAAAAGAAAAAAAAAAAGAAUUGUAAUGUGCUGUUUAUCACAGGUUGGUAUGGAUGGUUUAACAGGCCCAGUCCAUUUUGAUGAUUAUGGAAAACGAACAGGAAUCAACCUCGAAAUUAUAAAUCUGCGGGGCAACUCUUUCACAAAGGUAAAUUAUUGUUUGGAGGGAGACCAGUAGAAACCUCAAAAAGAGACUGACUGAACACAAGCAGGCGAAGAGGAAAGGUGACUGGGGUCAGCAAUCACAUUUCUGAACAUCAUCGACUCGAACCACAUUAUCGACUCGAACCACAUUAUCGACUGGGACUUUGCGCAAGUGGCAACUACUACCAGCACCAUACAAACGACUUAUUCACGACAUUAACAUCGCAAACGAACCGAGCCAACUUACAUCACUCGAGUCUUACAGCAAAUAACAUCACAGCAAAACUGACCAAUCACUUUAUACGAACUGGACUUAUAAUAUUCCACUGACAACAACUAUUUACUUGACUCUGAUGAUGACUUUCACUCAGGUUGUCGAAACGUCAAAUACUACUGCAUGUGCUUUUUGAAGCACUUUAGCCGUAGAGUCGCUGCUACGUCUUUCACUCAUUUCCUGUUUUAUAGUAUCUUCCUCCUAUUUUAGGUAGGCACAUGGAAUUCAACCAUGAAAGCAGUUAUAUUUGGAAAUAUCUCGCAAAACCUGGUGACACCGCUAGGAGCAGGAAGUUUGGAAGGGAGAAGGCUCAGAGUUGUAGUUGCAGAGGUAAUCAGUGCUGUUACGUAUUCAUGUUCGUGAAAAAUACUUUUUUUGUAAUCACAUCGAAUAAGAUAAAAGUUUGUCCUGUAUUUGUGUUUUUAUGACCAAAAAAAGGUCUUUCUUUUUUAAAACAGUCUGCCCCCUUUAUGAUGAGCAGGAAGAAAGAAAAUGGCGAAGUUUUUUAUACAGGAUAUUGCAUUGAUUUGCUCAAUGAACUGGUGAGGAAUCUCAAGUUUACCUACGAAAUCUAUUUCACUCCGGAUGGAUUUUAUGGCGCUGAAACUGACAAUGGAACUUGGAAUGGGAUUAUUGGGGAGCUGUUAUACAAGGUUUGGUUACAGGGUCACUGCUUUAAUUUUUAUCUGUGCUGAGAAUGACAAACAUGCACUUUGUGACGUAGGAUAAUCAUGCCCUCUGGAUGUAUGUCCUCAUUCUGUUGACGGUAAUCGAUAGUAAGAGUGGUAAGCCAGAUCGAUCAAUUUUAACGUGGCUUGUGACUGGCAAACUAAAGUAUUCCACCUUAACUUUCUAGCGCGGCUACAACACUUAGUUCAAAGACCGUUAAGACUAUGAUAUAACCAUAUUAUCAUGCUAAAUGAAUAAAGGGGUAAUUUUUUUUUGAAAGAAACUGUGGUUUUGCGUCAAUGGGGAGAUGGGGGUAUAAUAAGAUAAUCUGGUUUUAUCAACUGAGCUGAUAAUGUAAAUUGGCCACUAUAAAGAGCUUCUAAAGCUGUCUUUUUAAGUCUUAAAUCUUCAUCAGAGCGAAGGGCGAGGGCUAACGCUCGAAACGUCAGCUUAAGGAACUCUUUAGGGUGGCCAAUUUACCUUAUGAACUCGUUGGUUCUUUAUCAAAUAACCAUGCACUUACUCUGUCUUCUGGCAACACAGUCGUUCUCUUUGAUUACUUUGUUCCAAAGAAUGCUGAUAUGGCUGUGGCAGAUCUAACUAUCACUGAACAUCGAGAGACAGUUGUUGACUUCACAGUUCCUUACAUGUACUACACAGAGGAAAUGUUGCUGAAGAAGACAUCUUCCGAUGGAAAAGUUGACCUUCUACAGUUCAUGCAUCCUUUUGACAAUUAUGUCUGGUUUGCUACUCUCACCAGCCUGUUCAUCAUCUCUAUUGCUGUGUUUGUAAUAAAUUACUUUAGUCCUUAUGGAUACAAAGAUGAAAAUGGCCAAGGAACAUCUGAGGAGUUUAGUUUCUUCAACAGUGUGUGGUUUGCUUUAUCUUGCAUGCUACAGCAAGGGGCCGACAACUCACCCCGUAGUUUGUCAGGUAAGAUGUUCAGUUGUUGCCUUCAAAUCUCAAGCUCACCCAAUGAGCCUCUAUGAUUGCACAAAAGGCGAACUAUAAGGAUUUGUAUGUGAAUCAACGGAUGCGUUCUAAAUACCCAAGUUUGUGAAUUAGGUUUUAAUGAAACAAAAGUACUGCGCUUCUUGGUUUGUCGUUUGACAUCCUGUGAAUUUUCGUUUUUGAUAUACAACCGUUUAACUCGCUCCUAUUUCCCGUACUUUACCCUCUAUGUAAUCCCUUCCCAUGGUAGGUCGGGGAGUGAGGGAGGUGAUAUCGGGGAGUUUAGGGCUGAUAUGCAACAAAAUAGAAUUGUAGCCUGUCAAUCCCCGCGAGAAGUCUUGGCAUUAUAAGAAGCUUUCCCUUACCGUGAAAAGGUCACUGAAGCCAAAGGUUGAAAUAACUCACAUCCCCAUGUUGAGUGAACAUAUCUGGGUCUUACUUACAUUGGUCUUUAUUCUCACAGGGAGCAGUGUUCCGUCACCUUAUUUGCAUUUUAAAAAUUUAAGCUCUACGAUUGGUCGAAAAACUUGAAACAGUAUAUUUUAACCUGGUUUCUCACAGGUCGCAUUCUCGCUAGCUGCUACUGGUUCACCAUCCUGAUAUCUGUUUCAACAUACACAGCUAACCUUGCGGCCUUCUUUACGGUAAAAAACGCAGAAAGUCCUAUUAAUAACCUCGAAGAUAUCGUGAGGUCUUCGUAUCAAGUAGGGGUAGUGCAGUCGUCAAGCACCUAUGAGGCAUUCAGAAGAAGUCAAUACGAGACAUAUCAAACGAUCUGGCACCGAAUAAAAUCGGCAGAUAACGUGAUAAAGAGUUCUGGAGAAGCUGCUCAGCUUGUACGAGAAAGAGAAGAGUUCGUGUUUAUUGCGGAUGGGCCAGGACUCCGUCAUGUCGCAAAUCAACCACCAUGUGAUCUCACAGUUGGUAAAUGAUGCAAGAGAAUAUUGUCAUCUUGUUACUCAUUUUGGAGUUUCACUUUAUGUCCUUUGAUUUAAGCAGAUCCUUUAUAAUUCAUUGCCAUUUGUCGUAGGUUUGGAGUAAGCUUUGCAUCUCACCACAAUUUCUCCAGGCCCCUCUUUCUAAAUCUUUAUUACGUUGUCGGACCUGUUGGAAAAAGGUGAUAUCGAGGACACUUCCACAGUUCUGUGGAGUCCUCAGAUUCGGUUAUAAAUAUUCUGACGCAGUUAUGUUCGUUUCAUUGAAAUAAUGAAUUUUUCAUCAUCAAACGGUGCAUUUUCAUUUACUACAUCUCACAAAGACACGUUUUUACCAGUUCCAGGUUUGACGACAGCUAAGGGACUUUCGUUGGCUUUGCAAGCGAAUGAUCCACACACUGCAGAUUUCACUCUGGCGAUUUUACGUCUUCACGAGAAUAACUUCCUGGAAACGUUGAAACGAAAAUGGUGGGAUGCUGGUAAUGGAUGUCCUGAGGAACAAGAAACGGGUAUGGGGCAGCCAUUUCUGAAUCCUCAGAUUGACGAAGCAUAUUUUCCUAAUAAAGCUUUAUAAACCUUUUCCUUAGGGGUGUGAAUUAUGCAUGACCCACACCUAGACAAGAUCGGCGCUUUAUAUCAUUUUUAACUUUUAAGAAUGUUAAAAGUAACGUUAACCCGGCACACAAACCCACGAUGUUGGUUAAAGCAUACACCAUCGACUACAAUUUAUAGCUUUCUUUUUAUUCCCUAUUUGUUGAAGCUUUGUCUCGCAAGCGUAUCGGCCUGCUGAGCAUGCUGGGAGUUUAUGUUGUCCUUGGUGUUGGUAUCGUGAUUGCAUUUCUGACGCUGUUUGUAGAGAUCUUCUGGAGCAGGAAAGGGAAAAAAAUAAACUUGCUGAAAGAAACAGGAAGGUUUGUUACCAGAAAAUGGAAAUGUUAA